This is a messenger RNA of Eruca vesicaria subsp. sativa (arugula), 703 nucleotides long. Lineage: Eukaryota; Viridiplantae; Streptophyta; Magnoliopsida; Brassicales; Brassicaceae. The record is from the annotation of a GenBank genome assembly.
CUUUUAUCCUUGUUUCUAAUUUUUUUUGGUGUGUGAGAGAGAGAUUAUGGGUUCUGUUUGUUGUGUUGCUGUGAAAGAAAGAAAGGUUCCUCCUUCUCCUCCUUUUAGUAGUGGUCUUGCUCCUCUUGCAUGCUCCCCACAAUGGAGUUUUCGACGUGAUAAUAGGAGACGUGUUGCUGAUGAGAUUGAAGGUUCACCUUAUUACAGUCUUGAGAGUAGAAGUAUUAGCUUGCGUAAGACGUCACUAGGCUCUGAAAGAGGUACUCUAUCUGAGGGAGGAGGAGGAGGAGGAACCCUUCCUCUUGAUGGGUCUUUAGGUACUCUUGCUUCUCAGAAACCAGCAACUUCUUCAGAUUCAUCCUUUGAUAGUGAACACUUAGGUUCUAGCAGACGCAAACUUAGUAAUAGUAGCAGCAGAUUCUCCUUGUCCCCUUCCGUUGUUGUUGAUCAGCAGACUUGUGGAGUUUGCUCAAAGUUACUAACCGAGAGGUCUUCUUUUGUUGCCACCUUCGAGCUCUCAAUCGCUGCUUUUCUUGCUUGUGGUCAUGUUUACCACGCAGAGUGCUUAGAAACCAUGACUACAGAGAUAGACAAGUACGAUCCUACUUGUCCCAUAUGCACCAUUGGGGAGAAACGUGUUGCAAAAGUAACAAAGGCAGAGAAGUACAAAGGAUUUAAAAACCAUGUGGUGGAUAACCUAUAA